GUUUAGGCUUGACAGGUUUUAGGAGAGCCAAGGUUUAAUAAAUCCUGUUAUGAGAAGAAGCGAGCAAUAAGGGGAACCUCAAUCUAAAUCUCCUGCGAAUUACUAAAGCCUCCUCUUCAAUUCUUUCUUACGAUUCUUUGAUUAAUGGCAGCAAGGAAACUAUUGAGAGAUUUUUGGUAUCAAAGAGUUAUUUCAUCUACUCUCGGACGCACCAGGCAUUCUUUUUCUACUUCUUCUUCUGCUUCUGCUGCUCCUACCGCCUCUAAAAUCCCUCACUCUUCCAAAAAAGGGAGAUUAUUGACAGGAGCCACCCUAGGUCUAGUCAUAGCUGGAGGAGCUUAUGUGAGUACUGUGGAUGAAGCAACUUUCUGUGGCUGGCUAUUUCAAGCAACAAGACUUGUCAAUCCAUUCUUUGCUCUUCUGGAUGCUGAGUUUGCUCAUACAUUAGCUGUCUCAGCCGCUGCUCGUGGUUGGGUUCCAAGGGAGAAGAGACCUGAUCCAUCAAUUUUGGGGCUCGAAGUCUGGGGAAGGAAGUUCUCAAAUCCUGUAGGUCUUGCUGCUGGUUUUGAUAAAAAUGCUGAAGCCAUCGAAGGAUUACUGGGCUUGGGUUUUGGUUUUGUGGAGGUUGGUUCUGUAACCCCUAUUCCACAAGAGGGUAAUCCAAAGCCACGUAUCUUCAGAUUGCGUCCAGAGGGUGCUAUCAUCAAUAGAUGUGGCUUUAAUAGUGAAGGAAUUGUUGCUGUUGCAAAGCGUUUGGGUGCCCAGCAUGGUAAGAGGAAGUUGGAUGAAACUUCAGGCACUUCAUCUACCUCCAGUGAUGAUGUCAAAUAUGGAGGUAAAGCUGGUCCUGGUAUUCUUGGAGUCAAUCUUGGAAAGAAUAAGACAAGUGAAGAUGCUGCUUCAGAUUAUGUACAAGGGGUUCAUUCAUUGUCCCAGUAUGCCGAUUACUUGGUUAUUAAUGUUUCAUCACCCAAUACUCCAGGAUUGCGUAUGCUUCAGGGAAGAAAGCAAUUAAAGGACCUUGUGAAGAAGAUUCAAGCUGCUCGUGAUGAAAUGCAAUGGGGUGAGGAGGGUCCACCUCCAUUACUUGUGAAAAUUGCUCCAGACUUAUCUAAGGAAGACCUUGAAGAUAUUGCGGCAGUUGCUCUUGCACUCCGCCUGGAUGGAUUGAUUAUAUCAAAUACAACCGUCUCAAGACCAGAUCCUGCAAGUCAAAACCCUGUUGCCAAGGAAACUGGUGGAUUAAGUGGGAAACCACUUUUUAAUUUAUCAACCAAUAUCUUGAAGGAGAUGUAUCUCUUGACGAGGGGAAAGAUUCCUCUUAUCGGUUGUGGAGGUAUUAGCAGUGGUGAGGAUGCUUACCAAAAAAUAAGAGCUGGAGCAACUCUUGUUCAGCUUUAUACUGGCUUUGCUUAUGGGGGACCUGCUCUUAUUCCUCAAAUAAAGGUCGAACUGGCCCAAUGCCUAGAAAGGGAUGGUUUCAAAUCUAUCGUUGAAGCAGUCGGUGCAGAUUAUAGAUGAUUUUGUUUAGUUUUACAGAGAAUGAAAAUGGAGUCCAGCUUUUUGAUGUGCAACGACCUCAAUGUACAAGUAGAUUCUGUAUCUAAUUGACUAAUUGAUUUAUUGAGCAAUAUUUAUACCUUACAUGGUUAAUGUAUUUUACUUUCCAAAUUUUUUUUACUUUUUUUUUACCCCCAGUUUUUUCCUGAAGUUGGGGUAGAAAUGUUUUGACUUGUAAAACAUGAGAAAUUGUGAAAUAAUUUGA
Messenger RNA from Pistacia vera, 1765 nucleotides. Its product is annotated as dihydroorotate dehydrogenase (quinone), mitochondrial. Gene Ontology annotation, cellular component: cytoplasm; mitochondrial inner membrane. The transcript has 11 exons. Gene Ontology annotation, molecular function: dihydroorotate dehydrogenase activity. Gene Ontology annotation, biological process: 'de novo' pyrimidine nucleobase biosynthetic process; pyrimidine ribonucleotide biosynthetic process. Bases 145 to 1521 code for a protein of 458 amino acids. The record is from RefSeq and is a predicted model, not a curated record. NCBI's taxonomy places the organism in Eukaryota, Viridiplantae, Streptophyta, Magnoliopsida, Sapindales, Anacardiaceae.